Molecule: messenger RNA, 1238 nt
Organism: Amyelois transitella
Lineage: Eukaryota; Metazoa; Arthropoda; Insecta; Lepidoptera; Pyralidae
Product: lipase member H-B-like
Exons: 8
Coding region: 1-996 (331 amino acids)
Molecular function (GO): lipase activity
Source: RefSeq, a predicted model, not a curated record
AUGGUAGCCAUGAUCAGUGAGAUUUGCAUCGCUGUCCUUUUAUUUGGUUCCGCCCUCGGUAAUAUAAAUGAACUCAGUAAUGAUGAUUAUGAUGAUGUUGCCAAAUUAAGAUUUUAUAAAAGUUCCUUUGAUGAUUUUAUUGAGUUUCCUUUGAACAAUGCCAGAGAAAUAGUUUUUACAUCAUGGUACGAUCCUAAAAAGACAACAAUCAUUUUUACACAUGGAUUUUCAGGUUUUCCCAAUGGCCCAGCUGUAACAGCCGUUAUCACUACUUAUCUUAACCAAGGUGGUUAUAAUGUGGCGUUGCUGAACUGGCAAGAACUAGCAGCUCCAGUUCUACCCAGCAUGUUUAACUCUUACUUGAAUUGGGCUUAUCCUAACGCCAAAAGACUAGGGGUAGAUUUUGCCGACGCCCUUUUAAAUCUUUCAGCUGCUGGUAUUAAUCUGAACAAAACACAUUUGGUGGGCCAUUCUCUAGGAGCCCACAUUUUCGGUAUAACUGGUAAUACACUAUUGGCCAGAGGGGUCAUGUUACCAUGGAUUACAGGGUUGGAUCCUGCAUCGGUAGGGUUUGAAAAUAAACCGCUAGCAGUUAGACUUAACCCUAAGUCUGCGGGUUUUGUUUCGGUGGUCCACUCGGACCCCAGCCGGUAUGGGUAUAAACGAUCCCUGGGCACUGUGGACUUCUGGCCUAACUACAGCACCGGGACCGUCACACAACCUGGCUGCGACAAGAAAAACAAUCCUGCUUUCUCCCCUGAGGAUUUGUGCAAUCACAAUAGAAGUUGGGAGAUAUUAUUAGAUUCAGUGGUUCACCGAGGGACAAUAAUAGGUAGUCAGGCGCCGAACUUCAGAAAAUGGAGGAAAUACACGGAUGAAGAAAGAAAAGCCAAUAUUUUAGAAGUUGGAGUGUAUUCGGAAAAUCCUUUGCCAGGGAACUACUACUUCACAACUAACGCAGCAUCUCCUUAUGGGCUUGGGAUAGACGGGCUGUAAUAAGAAUAUAUUUUUAUUAAUGCACUGGAAUAACAUAUAUGUAUAUCGAUUUCUUUGGUUUGUUUUUAAUGAAUUCUAUCCAAUAUGUUCAAUAAUAUGUCGUCUUUUUGUGAUUGUUAGGUUAGAUAUUACAGAUGCCAGAUCACUUUUCAAUUCUCUCACUACAUAAUAGCACAAAAUAUGUAUGUGCUACGUAAUAUCAAAUUAUAAAUUCAAAACUAAUUACAAUACAAUCGAUUGUA